AUGGCUCUCAUUGAGGUCAUCGCCAAUGAUCGUCUCGGACGUAAAGUUCGAGUCAAAUGCAGUCCAGACGACACUGUUGGAGAUCUCAAGAAGCUUAUUGCAGCGCAGACUGGUACCGAUCACACGAAGAUUCAGUUGAAGAAAUGGUAUACUAUAUACAAGGAUCAUAUAACACUCUCAGACUAUGAGAUCCACGACGGCAUGAGCUUAGAAAUGUACUAA
Messenger RNA from Lentinula edodes (shiitake mushroom), 222 nucleotides. Its product is annotated as ubiquitin-like protein. The transcript has 4 exons. Gene Ontology annotation, molecular function: protein binding; protein tag activity. NCBI's taxonomy places the organism in Eukaryota, Fungi, Basidiomycota, Agaricomycetes, Agaricales, Omphalotaceae. The coding region runs from base 1 to 222 and encodes 73 amino acids. Gene Ontology annotation, biological process: protein modification process; mRNA splicing, via spliceosome. Gene Ontology annotation, cellular component: nucleus; cytoplasm. The record is from RefSeq and is a predicted model, not a curated record.